This is a messenger RNA of Microsporum canis CBS 113480, 1566 nucleotides long. RefSeq lists its product as hypothetical. Gene Ontology annotation, molecular function: iron ion binding; oxidoreductase activity, acting on paired donors, with incorporation or reduction of molecular oxygen; heme binding. The transcript has 5 exons. NCBI's taxonomy places the organism in Eukaryota, Fungi, Ascomycota, Eurotiomycetes, Onygenales, Arthrodermataceae. The coding region runs from base 1 to 1566 and encodes 521 amino acids. The record is from RefSeq and is a predicted model, not a curated record.
AUGCCUAUCACUAUGUCAAAAGGUCUCGGCCCCAAUCCUACCAGAUUCUGCAUCAUUUCUGACUCUGAGUUCUUCCCUCGAUCAAUGCUUGCAGUGACAAUCUCGGAGAGAGCCUGGAUUAAGUGGCACAGAUGGCAAGGCACUGAUUUUGAAGCUAUUGCGGCAGCUUUUGAGAAAAAUGGUCCAUAUGUACGUCUUGGGCCUACUGAAGUUGCUACCAAUUGUAAAGAAGGCUUCGACAGCGCAUAUGGAGUUGGAAAGCGGAAUUUUGACAGAUUCUCGACCUACAAUUAUUUUAUAAACCAUGGAACCCGGAAUAUGUUUACUUCACUGAAUGCCAAACAACAUAGCCGUCGCAGAGGCCGAAUUUCCACAGUUUAUUCACGGGCAUAUAUCCAGUCCUCUCCACAUUUUCAGGCCCUUCUUAAAACGAUGUUACUAGGGCGAAUGAUGCCAAUAUUCGACCAGGCAUCAGAGACAAAGGCUGGGAGUGUAGAUGUUCUUCCAUUACUUCAUGCAUACCCGCUUGACUUUAUGUCUGCCUUCGUUUUUGGGCUAUCCGAAGGGCAUAAUUUAAUUCGGGAUUUGGAUUACAGGGAGAAGUGGCUUGGGAUAUACCAAGUAAUUUUUAUGUCGAACGCUGCCUCUUUAUUAGGCGAAUUUAGACGGAUUACCCAGACUUUAACAAAAUUCGGAGCCCAUUUGCUCCCUAAGGGAUAUUUUGAGAUAAGGCAGCUAAGCGAAGAUUGGGCAAGUAGCAAAGCAAGAAGGGCAGAGCAAAGUAUUCAAAAAAGCUACGCUACGGGCGAGCCUUUAGCCCCAGGGGAGCUCCCAAUCGUUUAUAAUGCCGUGAGGAAUGGCAUUGCUCAAGAAAAUGGCGUUGAAAAGAGCUUCACUCCCAGUGAUGAACAGUUUAGGGAGCUAGCCAGUGAAUGCAAUGAUCAGAUUGGAAUUGCAUUCAGUUACUUAUUCUACGAGUUAUCGCGACACCCUACGGCUCAGGAUGACCUUCGUCAAGAACUUCUCUCCUUACCUGCCCCGUUCUACUUGGAUCACAGCCAAAGUCCUUCACAGCAGGAACUGCCGCCCCCAGAAGAUCUCCAACGUCUGCCAUUCUUGAAUGCAGUUAUCCGAGAAAGCCUCAGACUACGCAAUAGCCCUCCUGGAAUGGAUCCUCGAGUGACACCUCAAGGAUGUCUAUCGGAUAUCGGUCCAUACAAGAACAUACCCCCUGGGGUUCGUAUCGGUGCUUAUACUCACUUACUGCAUCGUAGCAGCGACCUCUAUGAUGAUCCUCUCGUCUGGAACCCCUACCGUUGGCUUAAAAAGAACGGCCAAUAUACAGAUGGAAAGAACAAAGCCUUGUUCUCCUUCAGCGGUGGUAGUAGGGGUUGUAUUGGCCAGCAUAUUGGGAUGGAACUAAUGAGGAACGCUCUGGCAGCAGUGUACACGAACUACAAAACCACAGUGGCUGACGAGAGCGAGUAUCCCGGAAACAAUGGCUUCGUCGCCGGUGAUGGUACAGAAAAGAUCUGGAUCGAAUUUCGAAAAUUAGAACAGUUAUAA